Messenger RNA from Hordeum vulgare subsp. vulgare (domesticated barley), 3969 nucleotides. RefSeq lists its product as uncharacterized. The transcript has 6 exons. The record is from RefSeq and is a predicted model, not a curated record. Bases 105 to 2342 code for a protein of 745 amino acids. Lineage: Eukaryota; Viridiplantae; Streptophyta; Magnoliopsida; Poales; Poaceae.
GAAGAAAAGGCCCAUACAAAACGCGUUGUGUCUGUCCACUUCUCGUCUUGUGCUGUCAUCCCACGCCACCAAACCCUAGAUCCGCCGCCGCCCAACCGCAGAAAAUGGAGCCGAUCCCUGCGGCGCGGCCCUUUCCUGCCGCCGGGGCCGGGCACCAGGAAUCGCAGCCGGGAGAGCGCAGGGGGCUCUUCUCGUGCUUGUUCAGCGAGUGCGACGAUCCCCCCUUCAACCAUUCCAAUUUGGAAGCCCAUCUUCUGGAGACCAUCCGCGACUUGUACGAGGAGGCGUUCGAGCGGCUGCCCGUCCACGCCAUGCCGGUGGAAGCCGCCGACCAGUUGGCCAUAUCCAUGCGCAAAGGCGGCCUCUGCCUCGGCCUCCUGGACCCCGUCGCCAACAUCAUCCUCAACACCAUCGCCCUCCUCCCGCACGACUUCGGGGAUAUGGCCGACAAGAGGAGAUCCAAGAGGCUGGCUGGCAGACGGGACAGCAGCAGCAGCUGGAACACCAGCUGGGUUGUGCCAUCCUCCGGCGUGGUUACCUGCCGCAGGGUGACCUGGCGCUCUAUUGCUGUGUCUUCCUGCCGGUCUCUCGUCAGAUUCAUGGUUGGCUACUUCGGAUGCCUCAGUGAAGAGCAGGCCACCCGCUACCUCCACUGGGCACACGCCGAUCUCGCCCUCGCCGUCCAGCUGGUCGAGCACGAUCUACGUGCUGCUCACGUUGCACCACCCGACCCUGCCUCCGCAAGGACGCAAGCCGCCUUCAAGUACGCCGCAAUCUGUGGGUGGCACCCUGCGCCUGAUGACCUGCUGCGCCUCCACGCGUCGCCCCUGCCCAAGCAGCGCCUCCGCGACGCCGCCCCCUUCCUCAACAAGGGAGGGCGCAAGCUCACCGUCCAUCAUGUCAUCACCAUCAUGGACUUGCUGCGCUACCAGGAAGGUGCCGCCGUCGACCUUCAGGUCAACUUGCUUCCAAGUGCAAGAGAGCUAGUCGUCUACUGCCGGAACCUCAAGGCUGAUGAAGGGAACCUAGACAUUUCCAACACCACAAGCUCCGAUGACUUUCACAUGGUCACCAUCAAGGUCGAGCGUCAUGGGUACCACUUCGCUGCCCUGCGGUCUCCCGAGGACUACAGAUCCAUGAUGUCAUCCUGUUUGAAGGGGGCCGCCGAAAUGCACCGUGUGGUGAAUAGCUGUUCUAGCGAUGCCUGCGAAUACACCUUGUCCCUCAGGAUGAGGCUCUACGACAUGAUUCACGGCUUCUAUCUCAAAGUCUUCGCCAUGCUGCCCUCUACGUGGCUCGACCUCAUCCCCCACAUCCUAUACGCUGGCCACUGCUAUGGCCCUUUGGACCCUGUCUCCAACAUCAUCACCAAUUCCAUUUUGCACCGCCUAGUGCGCCCAAUCCCAUGGUUAGGCUCCAAAAUCAAAGUGUAUGACAUCCUCGACACCCUCUCUAUGCUUCGUGUGGAGGUCCGUUCCUUGGAAGGCCUCAUUGCCCUCGUCCGAGCAAGCUCCAAGCCCCGUUGCUCGACGCAGCAGGCUAUGGAGCACCUCUCCUGCAAACGCUGUGACCUGUCCCAGGAGUCUCACACCUCGCAGCAGUUUGCUGCCGCUGCCGCAGCUGCUCGACACCCAUAUGAUGUGCUGGGAUCAUCGUUGGCGCCCAGCUUGAUCAUUGACCUGCGGCGCAUGCUGGCCACUAGUGCCAAUGGUAGGAUCUCCUCGGAGUCUCUUGAGCAAAUAAUGUGCAUUCUCAAGGAAACUUGUGCGCCGAUGUGUGGUCCUUUACUUCCCUAUGCGGCCAAACUGUCCAAGGAGGCUAAGGAGACUCUGCUGGAAAAGAGGUCACAUUAUAUGAAGAUGAAGUUAUUCAUUCACGCUGAGCUUGCGCAAGUGCUGAAGAAAUAUGCCUUUGAGCAUCCUCUGGAACCAAAAUAUGUGCCAAGUGUUAUCUGUGGUUUGGUGGCUGCUUCCGAAUCCCUAGACAGGUUUUCCUAUCACGUUAACUUUGUGGCUGCUUCCGAAUCAGGGAUUGCUGAUAACCAACUCUUCUUCGCCGAUAUAAAUGCGCCAUUUUCUCAUCCUUCAAAACCAAGUUUCUGCUGCAGACUACCCCUGACAUCUGCUGGUCGUUGCUACUAUGGAAAGGCGUCCGCGAGGAAGAUUGUGUAUCCCGAUUCAUCAGAACUUCUUGAGUGUGAUUGUGAUAUUACUGACUAUGGAACGCGGCAAACAGAUGGAAUGCUGGAGCCAGAUUUCGUCUUGGAGUAUAGGAGAGACGCGGGGUUUGCAGAGGAUCUGAGGAAGUACUGUGAAGAACAAAAGAAGCGUGAUGAGUAUUAAUUCCAACGGCUGGAGGAACUAGUAUUAAUUAGAGCGUCCCUCUUCCCCUCUCCUUCUGCGUAGAGCGCAUCACCCUCCGCCGUAGCGCGUGGACGUCGCCAGAUCGGCUCGUCGCAGCAGUAGCCGAGCAGCAGUAGCAGCAGCCGCGCAGCGCAGCAGCAACAGCACCCGCAGCCGUUCUUUGCCUCCGCAGGUCGCCGUGGGACUCGCCGGCGUCGUCCCCUGCUUCGGUCGCCGGUGCAGGCUAAGUGUCUGGGUCCAUGCAUGAUUGCGUAUACUUAAUGUAUCCUUUUCUCGUUAUUACAGCAGGGACCCAACAAUGCUACCGAUUGCUCCUGCUCCUGCCCCAGCCCCAGCCACAGCCCCAACAGAAGAUGAACUCAACGAGCGCGCACGACUAGUAGUGGAGAAACUCAGUUCUGAUCCCUGGAUUUGUCCGGUUUGUCAACAUGUAAACAAGCCCAUAGACAACCUACUCUUCAAGAUUCCAGCUUUCAAGUGUACUAAUCCCACGAGAAACUGCAAUGCCAAGUGCCCUGGGACAGUUGCAUGGAGCAUUAGUGACUGCAUACUCAAUACUGCGAGGACCCAUUUUCCGAUUAGGAAUCAAGGCAAACACCCGACCUGCACAGCACAUGCAAUCUUGGCCGGCAUGGAUGCUGCGCUUAGAAUCGAAGGGGCCCUCCGCGGCAAGCACGUGUGUCAGCCACUCAAUGAUGUCGACCUAUUACGAAAGUACUGCCUCUCUAUUCCCGACGGUCUUGGGCAUGAAGCAGAACAGAGAAUGAAGGGACCCAGAUUUAUUAACUUGCUGUGGAUUGCCCAGGCAAUGGGGGUUGAGUUUGUGUCUCCGCCUGGAAAACGAGCAAGAAGAGUGCUUAAAUUGGAAUAUUGGUUUCAACUGAGGAUUCGUACUACUAGUGUCGACUACCUCAUACGGCUGAUUGCUAAUGGCUUCCCGUUAAUAGCCACCAUGGAGACCGGUCGCUGCUUCCGUAUGGUAACUGAAGGAGAGUUGUACAGGGGGCCUAAUAUAGCCAAAAAUCAUGCUGUGUUGCUGCACGGAACCGUAGUACGACAAAUGCUGCUCCCAAAUGAAACAACCGGGCAGAAUGAGUUGGUUCAGAAGGUUCUUUUUAAGGCAAGGAACUCACAUGGGGACAAGGCACACAGUUCUGGUGCAAAAGCAGGUUUAGGUGGAGACGUAUACAUAUUGGUAGAGGAUUUAGGUCCAGUCGUGUACGGAUUUCGUAUUGAGGUCCCGACGUGGAUGGUUGCUGCGUGAGUCGCACUGUCAUCAACUACGGACCUACGUCGACAAAAGGUGAUCAUGCUAUCUUCUAGUCGCAGGUUAUCUUACAUGCGUUGCGUCGGGGUUCGCUCACUGUUGACCCUUGUAUCGAACUCAUUUUACCGUUCUUAGAACUUGUAAAAGCCUCAGUUUGAGGCUGGGUGUGACCCCCGUUUGUAGUGAAACAUUAUGGUGGAAUUCUAAUCUCCAAGAGAUCCUUAGUCUAGCCUCUAAGAUGAGCUCACAUAUUGAUUGAUGAUCCCGUUUUCCUGAUCAUGAGCAUUUUUAGUGUAACAAGGAUGCUAUCAAUAUAUGAGAACACCAAUUUAUGAAUUA